This is a messenger RNA of Zerene cesonia (dogface butterfly), 4954 nucleotides long. RefSeq lists its product as uncharacterized. The transcript has 23 exons. Lineage: Eukaryota; Metazoa; Arthropoda; Insecta; Lepidoptera; Pieridae. The record is from RefSeq and is a predicted model, not a curated record. The coding region runs from base 243 to 3833 and encodes 1196 amino acids.
AGUUCGCUAAAAACAUCUGUGAAACCUAGCGCGAAUCGCCCUUGGCAAAAUAUUACACAAGUGCACAAAAACAAGAAACGUCUGUGUAUUUAUUUUCAAGUAUUCGCUUUCAGUUGCAACGGUUAGUAAGAUAUUCCAUUCAGUGAGUCAUAGGGGCAACCCGAACAGUUCUGAUGCCGGUGGUCCGGCGGUGUGAGUUGAGCGGGCAAGACCCGGCUUGAAGGACCUGCCCAGUACCCAGAAUGGAUGACUACAGUUUCUACGACGACGGCGAAGAUCGCGAUAUGGGUCAUUCUGAGUCAAAGGGGGCUAAGAAGAGAGAUAAGAGCGUGAGUAACGGCAACAAGCCUACACGAGGGGUUGCUACGUCUUUCGGCUUCAGACGGCGACCGGCCAGCACGUCUCGAGCUGAUGACAAUGCUAGGAAGAAACCACACGAUAAGAACGGUAAUGGAGGGUCAACAGAGGAACUUCGUGCGGAGGAGGUGCUGUCAGGGCGGUCGACGCCUCUCGCCCGGCCUCGAAAGGAGACGGCGGGUCAACCACUGCGGACUAAUCGGUUCGGUUUCAGGCAGCAACACAGCAAGACGGCGAAGGUCUCCGACGUGGGCGUGAACGUGGAACACGCGUUCGGGAACAAGGAGGCGUUUAAUAAUAACGGUUUUGAUAAGAAAACGAACCUCCCGCUCGUAACAACUCAAGUAUCUACCAACGGAGUGACGAACAUAGUGGGCGCGGCAGGUGUCCCCAAACCCGUGACCAAGCAAACCGUCAUACUCACUUACCAAGCGCAACAGUAUCCUAGUCAGGAUGGUAGGAAACCGAAAACAGAAGCACCAAUUCGUAGCACAUCCAGACCGCCUGCCUUCGAUCAGAAGCCACCUGGAAAAUACACCUUCCAAACAAACCAACUACCCAGACCUCAGUACCCAGCUGUUAAGACUAUAGACGCUAAAACUGCCAAACAGGUGGUCAAUAACACGCGGAAGGCCAGCACUGAUGGAUGGAGAGAAGGCGCAGGCUCAGCCGUAUCGAGCGACUCGGGCGUGUACGCGUGCGAGGAGUCGCCGCGGCGGCGCCCGCGCAGCCUCGAGAUGGUGAUGCGCGGCGCGCACAGCUUCCACCUGCGCGAGCUGCAAGUCGCUGAUCUGGAUAUUAUGGACGAAGCAGUAGUAACAGGACACGCAGUGAUACCCCUCCCCAAGUUGCCCAGUUCGUUGUUCACCGAAUCAUCACCAGAGUGCGAACCUCCCACGCCGCCAUCACCAACUCCAACUCCCAAACCGGUGAUGGAAGUAAGACAGAGCUCACCAAUGUCAACCCUGGAGCGGUACAGGACAAAGCGACCCAGCAGAAUCCAGAAUAUUGAGUGUAAGGAGGAAAAGUUCGUGUUGGACCGGACCCAACCUGAAGUAUUGAAUAAGCAGGCGUCGUUCACAAAACCAUCAAGCGGCACAGCCUCCCCCAGCGUGGUGGAUUCUUCCAAAGAGUCGAGUCCCUCCUGCAAGAGCGAAGAGAACUUCACCAGCGCUUGGCAGAGCCACGCCGCGGGAGAGGCUAUGGCUAACAGAUCUCAGGACGACGUAUCUCUCGCGCUGAGCGUGUCGAGUUGUGAAGAAGAUAAGUCCAAAUUUGAAGUGAAGGAAGCGAAAGAAGCAGAAAUACCGAAAAAAACAAUAGUUAUCAUGGACGAACCUCCUCACCCGUUGUUGAUGAAAUCUCUUACUUUGAGCCAGCAUGAGUCCUUACGGGGUUCUAUGAUGGGAUCAAUGACCAGCUCCAACUACAGUACAACAAGUACGUGCACAAACCAAAGCAACGCCCACAACACACUAACCCUCACCCUGGAAGAGUCGAAAUUCGACAUGUCCGUUCUGGAAACUUCCACACAGAGUCUGUUGGACGACGAAACCUCUCCAGCGGAUAGCUUAAUAUCCUCCACCAGCACCAGUGACUCCAAUAAUGAUUUACAUGCUAAUGAUACCAUAUCUAGUGCUUAUCAGACGGCUAACACUAAGACGAAGUCACCAGCACCCAUCGUGGAGGAAGAUGAUAGUGUGGAUGGAGAAGUGUUGCCUGUGAAGGAAUCGAGCUCGGAUACAAUAAGUGGGGAUAGCAAUAAAGAAGCGAGUCCGCCGUCGCCGGGCACGCCCACUCACGCGUCUAACUCACUCUCUCUCUCGGAUGGCCGAGAUUUCUUCGACGACGAGAUUGCUGACCAACCGGCGUUACUGUUUAGAAAAAACACCCACGGAAGUCCCACAGUGAGGCGAGCGGAAUCAGACGUCGGCAAACAGCUGAGGAGAUCAAAGGAGCAUUUAAUGUCCAGUCCAUUAGCAAGGAGAAGUCCUAAGAUGAAUGGUGCCAGAAAUCCAACGGAAAGAACAGCAUCCCUGGACACAUUAUCCAGUCUCGCAUCAGACGAUCUGAUGAUGGACAACGACCUGGCGCAGUCCAUCACCAGCCUGCAGAGUGUGGAUGACUAUAUUGAGAGGUUGGACAGUUCCCUCCGCAGCGGAUUGAAUUCCCUGGACGAAAAGCAGCUCCGCCAAGAGCUGUCCUCCUCCACAGCAGCUGUGCGCCAGUGGAGCCAGCUGCUGGAGAGGAACAACCUCCUGGACCGCCAGCUCGCUGCCAUGGCCCAAGGGGGCGAUUCCAGCGGGAGCACGGCCAGUUUGAGUAACAUUGGGGCCAGUCUACCAAUCAGGAGUGCGCGUUUACUCCAACGGUCACGCACACAGACGCCAUCUGACGCCGGCAUCAGCGAUGGCAGCGCUUCGCCCGCGCCGGCCCCGUCCACGCUGUUACAAGAUGUCGUUGACAUCAAGACGCUGCUGCUGCAGCUGAAACGGGUCUUACAGGAGCCCGGGGAGGAGCACAAUUCGAUGAGUAAGAAGAAUGUGAGCGAAACUCUCGACCCGUUGCUAGCGGCGUGCGCGGAGAGCCCCGCGCGCGGCAACGGGCGCCGCCCCCCCGCCUCGCCGCUGCACCCCGACGCCUGCGCCGAGAUGCGCCGCCAGAUCGUCUAUCUGCAGAGUCAGUUAGAAGAGCGAGACCGGCUGGUGCGCGUGCUGCAGCAGCAGAUGCUGCGCAUGGCGGAGGGCCACGAGCCGCGCGCCGACGACACCUGCAACGUCGCCACGCAGACUGACAGGUUGCGGCCGCCGAUGGGUUCAACUCUUACCAGUUCUGAUAAUUCCGGAUUAGUGAGUUGGAAUGAACAAGGGAGCGGAAGAAAGCUGCCGUUAUACAGUGAAGCACAAAAGACAAAGAGACCUGUUACCAACGGGGUAGUGAAAUGUCAGUGCGGUGCGAGAAAUGUGAACGGACUUGACGAUAACGUACAGACAGACAAACGAGACGCUAUACACCUCAAACCGAACAGCCGGGUCGGCUCCAAAUACCUCCAAGCCGUAGCUGGCAACGCCGAGAGAAGGUACGUCAAGAGAGAUUCGUCCUUGGGAGAGAAAUCGGACAGAAGAAAUCUCUACACGAACAGAUCUCGCUCGAUAGAAAACUUCCAGAACCAGAACUACUCGACGGCGGAACCCUUGCUGUCCAGAACCGCUGUCAUAGAAGAGACCACAAUGAAGCACCACACGUCGUACGGGGAUCUGUACAACGGGAGGAUCGGGAGCAGAGAGAGCGUCAACAGACACAGUCCGAGUCUGAACGGACAAUCCACGGACACGGAUUACAGCUCAGACGGAGGCUACAAGUCUCUGCCCUCGUCCAUCAACUACGGCUCCCCGAAGAAGGUCAGCGGCAUUCCGAGGAGGUCGCUGGAACAGAAGUUCAUAUCGACGAAGCAAAUCCGGGCGAGCGCCGUGUGAAAUUGUUCUAGAAACUUCUGGAAAUUUCUCUUGAACGAAAUCGUGAUAGUCGGAAACCAGCCGUACCUCGGAUCUCGGGUUCAAGACUGGUUCUAGGGUUGCCACUUCUGCCCUAACUUGACAAUAUUAAAGAGAUAAUUUAUUGCACAUAAAUAGCAUUUUCGUGUAGCGCAGAAGCUUUGCCGCUGUUUAGCGAGUCGCUUUGUGAUGUGGCAACUCCGUUGGUGCAUAUCACGAGGAUGCAGGAUGCCAUUCGUCACAAUUACAGGCUCACUCGCAUUAUGGUUCGCGACGCUAAUAUUAAGUUGAAGAUGCCAAAACGUUUGCUUAUGCAUUUUAUUUUUUAUUUGACUUGAAAUCGUUUAUUUCAGAAGUGGUUGCGUUUCGCAUAUUUCCUUUGUACAUGACACCUGUAUCAUAAUUAGGAUAUCGGGAGUGUUCCAUAGUUUAAUUUAUACAGGCGAAAAAUAUCUUAGAUUUUCUAUGAUAGACUCGGUAGAUGAUAAUGCUGUUAUGUGAUAAGAGUGGCUGUAAGUUCUUUUUUUUUUCGAUAUUUUAUAAUCGUCUAAUCCUAAAUGUACUAUGAAAAUGUAAUCGGUAGUUAGGUAACAAAUAGGUACAAAGUUAUAUUCCUUGUGCAUUUGUUGAUUACGAGAAAGUGAGUCUUAAGGGAGGGCUAGGAUGAGGUGUCGUUUAUAUUUUUAUGAGACAAUGAACAAAUUAUUAAUGAAAUAUAUCGCGAGCGGGCUUGCGCAUGUGACGUUUUUCUACCUUAAUAACCCCGCAAUAUUUUGUGGUUUAAUUUUACAAAAGUAUGAAAUAGAUUUAUAUAAAUACACCAAUAUCCCUUAUUCUAGCGCUCUCUGAGACUAUAUAAUCAUGCCUAUUAAACUAUUAUAUUAUCUUGAAUAGAUAUAUUUUCCGCAUUGCCUAAUUUAAGUCCUAUUGAUACCUAUUUAUGAAAUACUAGUAUGCAUUUUGUGUACUUAACGCUAUCAACAGCAGAAUUAUGUUAUUGUAUAUGUUUCCUCAUACAUAAGUGAAAACCCAGUAGCUUUAGUAAAAUAUAUAUUAUCAUUAAUUUAAAAAUCAAAUUGUUUCAAUAAAUAACUUUAAUUUUG